Xyrauchen texanus (razorback sucker) is the source of this 1851-nucleotide messenger RNA. RefSeq names its product E3 SUMO-protein ligase KIAA1586-like. The transcript has a single exon. Bases 1 to 1851 code for a protein of 616 amino acids. Lineage: Eukaryota; Metazoa; Chordata; Actinopteri; Cypriniformes; Catostomidae. The record is from RefSeq and is a predicted model, not a curated record.
AUGUCUCUCUCGAGUGAAUGGUCGCAGACUAAAGUUACAUACAGCCACAAUGGCAAUCACCAAUAUCAGCUGUCAUGCUUAAGGAGCAAAAUCUACAAGCACGGGACAUCAAAAAGUCACAAGGCAGCAGAAAAUAUAGUGAACACAAAAAACACAAUUGAUGUUUCCAUACAAAAACAAGUGGAGAAGGAAGCAGAGAAGACAGCCUCACUGUUUCGAACAGCAUACAUCCUAGCAAAAAACAACAGGCCAUACACAGACUACCAGGAGCUGGUGGUGCUACAGCAAGAAAAUGGUCUUGACAUGGGCACCACUCUCCAUUCCAGAUAUACUGCAAAAGGUAUAAUUGAUCACACAGCAAAGGAAAUGAGACAGAAAAUAUUGCACCACAUACUAACUAAAGACCAGAGGUUCAGUGUUUUAAUUGAUGAGUCCACAACUCUUAGCAAGAAAUCGGCUCUAGUAGUGUAUUUAACGUCUGUAAUAAAUGAUGUGCCCACAGUUAUAUUCCUCGAUUUAGUUGAGCUGGAAAGCCAGUCAGCUGAGAAUAUUACAAAGAGUUUGCUUCAGUGCCUCCAAACUUGGGGACUGGAUGAAAAUUUCAUCCAGGCAAAUUUAAUUGCUUUUGCUUGUGAUGGAGCAAGUGCCAUGCUAGGGAGAAAAUCUGGGGUUGCUACCCGUCUACAACAGAUGUAUCCAAAUCUUAUAGUGUGGCACUGCCUCAACCACAGAUUGGAAUUGGCCGUGGGAGAUACAGUCAAGCGUGUUAACAACAUAAACCAUUUCACUUCAUUUUUAGACAAAAUUUACACACUCUACCAUAGGUCACCAAAGAACUGCCGUGAACUGGCUCAGCAUGCACAACAACUUGAAAUAAGUUUGCAGAAAAUUGGAAGGGUCCUUGAUGUUCGAUGGGCAGCCAGCAGUUUCAGAACAGUUAAGGCUGUAUGGAACUCGUACAAAGCUUUGCAUCAACACUUUACUGCUGCUUCUGUGGAUGGCACAAGAGAUGAAAAUGAGAAGGCUAUGUACAGAGGUCUGAUGGCCAAAAUGGAGACACAAGAAUUCCUGUGUGAUUUAGCCUUAAUGUAUGACACGUUAGAGGAAAUUGCACACCUUUCCCUGAACUUGCAAGGAAGAGGAAUGACACUCACAAAAGCAGACAAACUUAUGAGAAGAACCAUUCGCAUUAUUUCAUCCAUGAUGACUGCUCCAGGUGAUAAAAGACAAGAAGCUCUUACAGCUGCAGAGAGACAGGAGUUUAAGGGCAUCCCCUUAACAACCAGUCCAAGGGUAAGACAGAUAGACUCCUCAGUGUUCUUUCAGUCACUCGUUGGGAACCUGGAGGACAGGUUGUUCAGCACUGGUUCAAGCAGACACCCUGGCGUAUCAGCUGAGAACACCAGUCAGUAUACAGAUUUGCUUGAUCACUUUAAAGUUCUCAAUCCAGAAAACUGGCCUGUUCCCUUACAUGAGCAGUAUGGGGAAGCUUGCAUCAAACAGCUCACACUAAGGUUCAGGCUUGACCAAAGGAAAGUGCUUGAGGGCUUCAGGGAUUACAAAGACGACUCUAGUGUGAUACCUGAAGACUUGUCCCCACUCACAAACAUUCUCAGCCUGAUCCCUGUGAGCAGUGCAGAAUGUGAGCGAGGAUUCAGCUUAAUGAAUAUCAUCAUGUGCCCACUGAGAUGUAGACUCCUGAUCGAAAGCAUCUCAGCGUUGAUGUUUGUUAACCCAAUGGCGUAUGUGAAAUCUUGGCUGGUAAAGCACAGAGGAGCUACAGACACACGGACACGCCCCUGCAAGCCAUCACCUCAAGUGGACAAAGAGGCACUCUGGGCAUUGUUGUGA